Danaus chrysippus (African queen) is the source of this 960-nucleotide messenger RNA. NCBI's taxonomy places the organism in Eukaryota, Metazoa, Arthropoda, Insecta, Lepidoptera, Nymphalidae. The record is from the annotation of a GenBank genome assembly.
AUGCUGGAAAAAAAACUAUGGCCUGCUCUGAUUGCGGAAAAUGACGAAGAAUCCGUGCAAGUUCAAACUUUGACUGCAAACAUAGCCGAAAUUGCAAAUGGAAUAGGACGAGAUGGGUUCGAACAGAUAGAAUCAAGUGACAUUCAGGAAUUGCUUGAAUCGCAAGAUGAAGAUUUGACUGAAACCGACUUGGAGGAAAUGUUAAAUUCACAGCCCAUUGAAGAAGAGGCUUCCACUAGCACUGAAAAUGUGACAUUUACUCUGAAAAAUCUUAGUGAAGUUGGUCAGGUUCUCAUUCUGCCGAUAGGUUUUGAUGAUGUGCAUUAUGCAGGUUUUUGUAAUUACUAUUUAAUGUAUGGAAUAAUAUUUAGAAACAGAGAAGAAGAUGAGAGGAUGUCUGUAGCAGCUAGUAAGGCAAGUACAAAGAUAAAAAAACUGAAGAAAGGAAAAUGGAAAUGGAGAGUGAAAAAGAACGUAGGAUUUGCUGUUUGGAAAGAUACCAAACAAGUUAAUGUUGUUAGCACAGCAUUCCAUCCCAAACAAAAAAGAAAUUGCAACAAGACCCAAAAAGAUGGCUCAAAAAAGUCUAUCAGAUGCCCUUUACUUAUUCCAGAAUAUACAAAACGUAUGGGUGGAGGCGAUCAUUUCGACCAAUUACGACCACAUUAUGCUGUAGGUAGAAGAAGUCGCAAGUGGUGGACUCGAAUUUUCUACUUUUUUAUAGAUGUUGCGAUAACUAAUGCGUAUUUAAUAUACAAAACAAACAUCCGAGUGCACAGCGUUAUGAACCAAAAAGAAUUUAGAAUUGCUCUUUCAAGAAAACUGGUGGAUAAUCAAACGUUUAGAAAAAGAUCAUUCCAAACAAUGCCGAAACAUAUAACAAAAAAAAAGAAACGAGUGGAAGAGAGUGAUGAGCGACAAAAAAGACUUUGGGGUACCAACGAAGCAAAAAGAACUUAA